AUGUCUGACAACGUAUAUAUCGUUUCUGCCGCCAGGACACCUGUUGGUUCUUUUCAAGGUUCUUUAGCAGCCAAGAGUGCUAUCGAGCUUGGUGCUGCCGCUGUUCAAGGUGCAAUUUCUAAAAUUCCUGAAUUGAAUCCAGCCCGCGAUUUCGACGAGAUUAUUUUUGGUAAUGUGCUAUCAGCCAAUCUUGGUCAGGCCCCAGCGAGACAGGUUGCACUUGCUGCUGGGUUGGACAAUCAUAUUGUUGCUACAACAGUCAACAAAGUUUGUGCAUCUGCAAUGAAGGCUAUCAUUCUAGGUGCACAAACCAUCAAAUGCGGUAAUGCAGAUGUUGUUGUCGCAGGUGGUUGUGAAUCCAUGACCAAUGCUCCUUACUAUAUGCCAGCAGCACGUUCUGGUGCAAGAUUCGGUGAAACCAAAUUGGUUGACGGUAUCCAAAGAGAUGGUCUUAAUGAUGCAUAUGAUAACCAGGCUAUGGGGGUUCAUGCAGAAAAAUGUGCUCGUGAUUGGCAAUGCACCCGUGAGGAGCAGGAUAACUUUGCCAUUGCGUCCUAUCAAAAAGCUCAAAAAGCACAGAACGAUGGUAAAUUUGAUAAGGAAAUUGUCUCUGUUACUAUAAAGGGUUUCAGAGGUAAGGCUGAUACGGUUGUUUCCAAAGAUGAAGAACCUUCAAAGUUAAACGUCGAAAAACUCAGAUCAGCAAGAACAGUUUUCCAAAGGGAGAAUGGUACAGUUACUGCACCAAAUGCUUCACCAAUUAAUGACGGUAGUGCUGCAGUCGUCUUGGUUUCAGAAAAAAAAUUGAAAGAAUUAAAGCUAAAGCCCAUCGCUAUUAUCAAAGGUUGGGGUGAGGCUGCCCAUGAUCCAGCAGAUUUUACCUGGGCUCCUUCACUAGCAGUUCCGAAGGCAUUGAAGCAUGCCAACGUUGAUAUCAAUUCAGUUGAUUUCUUUGAAUUCAACGAAGCAUUUUCUGUUGUUGGUCUUGCUAAUACAAAGAUCUUGAAAUUGGAUCCAAAAAAAGUCAAUGUUUAUGGUGGUGCUGUAGCUAUUGGUCAUCCAUUAGGUUGCUCUGGUGCUAGAAUCAUUGUUACUUUGCUGUCAAUUUUAGAGCAAGAGAAUGGUAAAUUAGGUGUUGCUGCUAUCUGUAACGGUGGUGGCGGUGCUUCUUCCAUUGUCAUUGAAAAAAUCUAG
This is a messenger RNA of Zygotorulaspora mrakii, 1194 nucleotides long. It is a transcript of the gene ERG10, whose product is annotated as acetyl-CoA C-acetyltransferase. The transcript has a single exon. Bases 1 to 1194 code for a protein of 397 amino acids. Gene Ontology annotation, molecular function: acetyl-CoA C-acetyltransferase activity. Gene Ontology annotation, biological process: fatty acid beta-oxidation; ergosterol biosynthetic process. Lineage: Eukaryota; Fungi; Ascomycota; Saccharomycetes; Saccharomycetales; Saccharomycetaceae. The record is from RefSeq and is a predicted model, not a curated record.